AACAGCUCGACUUGUUUUUGAUAUUUCUACUGAAAGGCGGCGAUGAGUGAAGAGAGCACGAAGAUGGAGACGAAGGAAGGGAGCAACUUGUUGGGCUCACCUACCUUCACACAGCUCGAAAAUGGCAGGUUCAAGUGCCUUGAGAGUGGACACGAAGUGUUAGCCAAAGACAAAGAAUCCUAUUCACACAGUAAACGCUGCCGUUUGGGUCUGAUAGACUUUGCUCUAGCCAACAACAAACCCCCUCUCAACAUGUUCAAGCAGGACCCUCUCUCUCGUUCAAAGUUGAUAUGUAAAUUAACUGGGGAUACUGUCAACAAGUCUGAGGAACAUAUUUGGAAGCACAUCAAUGGGAAGAGGUUUCUUAACAAAUUAGAGCAAAAGGAAAUGGAGAAAUUGGAAUCCAAUGGACUGGUAGCGGAGGAAGUUGAGGAAGAAUUGAAGUCGAGCCAGGAUGGUGCUAAGAAAAAGAAAAAGAAUAAGAAGAAGCAAAACAAGGUUGAGGAAAUUAUUUCUCAAGUAAGGGAUUCUUCUGAUAAGGACAGUGAUUUGGAAGAAACUGAUUUCUGGAUUCCACCUGCUGGAGAACGCUGGGACUUUGACGAUGGAGGAGAUCGGUGGGGUUCUGAUGCGGAGUCCGAGCACGAAAGCCAGGAAGAAAAUCCAGCAGAUGAUGCAGUCGAAGAUAAUGGCGAGGAAUCAAAAGAGCUCUCUACGCGGGCUAAGAGAAUGUCAAUUGAAAUUGGACCCAGCAGCUAUGCUUCUAGAAAGAAGAAGAGCAAGAAGGACCCUGCAAGUUGAUCGGCUCAAAUACAUGUGUCCUCACUUCUGAGAGAUUGUAAAACAAAGUAUUUGGACUGUUACCAGUUUGCAAUGUCAAAAAGUAAGUCAGUGUUAGGAACUAGAGAACUCGAUGUCUCCAAAUUGGUAUCCACCUUAAAGAUUUUCCUUGCGAUUGGUUUUUUUGUCUAGUAAAUUAUAUGAAAAUCACUUUGAAGUUUUGUUUGA
This is a messenger RNA of Populus nigra (black poplar), 1008 nucleotides long. RefSeq lists its product as uncharacterized. The record is from RefSeq and is a predicted model, not a curated record. NCBI's taxonomy places the organism in Eukaryota, Viridiplantae, Streptophyta, Magnoliopsida, Malpighiales, Salicaceae. Bases 43 to 801 code for a protein of 252 amino acids. The transcript is spliced from 5 exons.